AAUAUAAAAUAACUAAUAAUUUAGUUUUACAAUAUUCGUGUGUAUGUACUAUUCAUGGCCAAAAUCCCACGGGCAUUGCAAGCUCACCGACCCAGCCAUCAUUAGCUUGACCCAGCAAUCAUAGCUUGACCAGCGAUCAUAGCUCUCUCUCUCUGUUUCUCAGCUGCCAAACGGGAUUUGUAACAAAUUCAGCUGUCUGGUGCUUUGAAAUUUUGCUCUAUCAGAAUUUGAAUUGGAAUUGGGGCUUCUCAGCCAAGAAAAAUAAAGGAGGAAGAAGAGAAGGUGAUUUUUUUCGGUUGAAAUUACGCGCGGAAUUGGAAUUGGUAAAAUUAGGGGAAUCCUGUGUGAUUAGUUUGGUUAGCAUUGUAGAAUUCACAUUGGAGUUGAUGCUUGAAUUUUGAAAGUUCUGGUGUAUUCUAGUGAUUUUCGCUGCGGGAUUGUGACUGCAAUUCGGAGUCACCAAAUGUACCGGACUGUGGCUACGGCCACGACUGCAACCCGGGGUGGAUCUCCAACUGAUAGCGGGGAUUGUGUUGUCACUUUGGAUCAAGUUCCACGGUGGAGCAGUUCAGAGUAUCGUGCUUCCUUGGAAUAUGACAAUGAAGAUCCUUCGUUUUCAAAUUCGUAUUUUCCUGAUCCUUUAACUUCCCAAUCUGGGGGAGAGAGCAGUAUCAAUGGGAUGGUCUCAAGAUUUCCAGUUGACCAUGAAAUUAAUUCAAAGACAUAUCUAUGGAGAGGGAACCCAUGGAAUCUCGAAGUUGAUGCAGUAGUGAAUUCUACAAAUGAGAACAUGGAUGAAGCACAUUGUAGUCCUGGUUUGCAUGCUGCGGCUGGACCUGGUCUUGCAGAAGAAUGUGUAGCACUGGGUGGAUGUAGAACAGGGAUGGCAAAGGUCACUAAAGCAUACGACCUUCCAGCUAGGAGAGUUAUCCAUACUGUCGGUCCCAAGUAUGCAGUGAAAUACCAUACUGCUGCAGAAAAUGCUCUGAGCCAUUGUUAUCGUUCUUGCCUUGAACUUCUCAUUGACAGUGGCCUGCAAAGCAUUGCAAUGGGUUGUAUAUAUACAGAAUCUAAGAACUACCCCCGUGAGCCAGCCGCCCAUGUUGCUAUAAGGACUGUGCGACGGUUUCUGGAAAAGCAGAAAGACAAAAUCGCAGCUGUUGUUUUUUGUACUACCACAUCAAUGGAUACAGAGAUAUACAAAAGAUUGCUUCCGCUUUACUUUCCCCGUGAUAAACUCGAAGAGGAGAUUGCCGUGUUGAAGCUUCCUGCAGAUGUAGGUGAUGAAAAUGGCGAGACAAUUAUAGAUGAGCGCAAAAUCAGAAUAAAGCCUUUGCCCAAAAAGAAUAUUCCAAAGCCUCCCCAGGCUCCAGUUGAGCUUCCUGUGAGUGAUGUUGGCUUAGUACGAAGGAACUCAUCAUAUUUGGAUUCGUUUUUGGAUCCUGCCUUCAUGUCCUUAAUAAAAGACCCAGAUCAGAGACGCAAGGAACAAUGGGAGAAAAAUGCUCAAGCACAAAGUGGAUGGAAUUGUGCUAAAAUGCUUGGGUUUGGCGACCUUGGUGGACCUCCAUUGUCUGCUGCAGAAGAAUACUCACUUCAUUCAAGAUACCUUGCUAAAGCAAAUUCUCUUAAUCUUUCAGAAAUUGCAGAAAUGAAAAUUGUUUACCGAGGUGGGGUUGACAGUGAGGGUCGUCCUGUAAUGGUGGUUGUGGGGGCACAUUUUCUUUUGCGAUGUCUUGAUCUAGAACGAUUUGUACACUAUGUUGUUAAGGAGUUUGAACCCUUAAUACAAAAGCCUUAUACUAUUGUAUACUUCCAUUCUGCAGCAUCUUUACAGCUGCAGCCAGACUUGGGGUGGAUGAGAAGGGUACAACAGAUACUUGGUCGUAAACACCAUCGUAAUCUGCAUGCAAUAUACAUCCUUCACCCGACAUUUGGACUGAAGGCUGCAAUAUUUGCCCUGCAACUGUUCGUGGACAAUGUGGUCUGGAAGAAAGUGGUAUAUGUAGAUAGAUUACUGCAGCUCUUUCGAUAUGUUCCUCGUGAGCAGUUGACCAUCCCCGACUUUGUGUUCCAGCACGAUCUGGAAGUGAACGGUGGCAAGGGUCUCAUCGUGGACCCGAGAACAAAGUAUGUGUAUCAUCGACCGUAGCAUUGCGAAUACACGGUUCCAUGAGGCAAUGAAGGAGGUCCAUGGCUUGUGAUUUCUUGAUUCUAUUUUCUUUUCGUACAUCUUAUAGGUAGAUGGGAGUUGAAUUUGCCGUUUACUUGUGUAGAAAAAAGAUAUCCUUUCUUUUCUUGGAAAGUUGUUUUUGAAGCAAAUAUUAUUUGUAACUAAACAUGGAAAUUAAUUAUAAAUAUUCUUUCUUGAA
Molecule: messenger RNA, 2372 nt
Organism: Pyrus x bretschneideri (Chinese white pear)
Lineage: Eukaryota; Viridiplantae; Streptophyta; Magnoliopsida; Rosales; Rosaceae
Product: protein GDAP2 homolog
Exons: 16
Coding region: 464-2152 (562 amino acids)
Source: RefSeq, a predicted model, not a curated record